AUGAGAGAGAAUUUCCAUAUUAAAAUAAGAGCUGAGUAAAGGCAGAAAGAAUUUGCAAAAAGAAGAAUUGUCAAAUUAUAAGCCACUCCAUAAUACUUCAGAUAAGCAGUUCUUGAAAAUCCGAUUAGCGAAUUGCUAAAAGAAAUUGAUUAACCAGAUUAUUUGUAGUUCAUCUCUUUUUUAAGUUCAGUUGAAGAUUAUUAAUGCAAUAAGUAUAUGGUAGAUUAAGGGGUUCUGACAGUGGCAUUGGAAAAAACAAUUCAGCUUAUGAAUAAUUACACAUAGACUUCAACUUAGGAAGUAAGCUUAAAUUAUUUACUUUCCAUAAUUGGAAAUUUAAUUGAUUUCAUUAAUUUCCCUGAUGAUAAACUUAGAUUUAUAAUAUAAAGAGCCAUUGAAAUUAGCAAUUAUUCAAUGUCAGAAUUCAAAAUUACGAUUGUUUGGUUAAUUGAUGAAUUCCUUAAGAAAGAACAUCUUUAAGAAGACUUUUUAAAUUCCGUAACAAACUUUUUGUUCAAUAACAUGGGUCGAAAAGAUAUUACCUCCGCUAUCUUUGAUACUAUCUUAAAUUUACAAUCUAGCUAACCUGUUCAUUUAUCAAAAGAUCAUUUAGACGAAUUAUAUAAACAUUUUAGAGACAAUGAUAAUCAAAUAGUUCAAAAAAGUCUAUUCAUUUUAGUCAAUUAUUUGGAGAUUAUGCAUAAAAUAGAUUUAGAUGAGGAAAUCAUAGUUUAAUUAAAUGAGAUAUUUAGAUAUAAGGACUAUUUAGCAUUAUUGAAGCUUAGUAAUAUAUUGUAUCCUAGAAUCUAACUUGAGCCUAAGUUAAUCCUUCAACGUAUGGAAGUAUGUGCCUUCGGACUUAAAUUACAAGAGUAUUUCAGCUUGAUUAAUAAGUUGAUCAAAGAUGAAAUAUUAUCUUCAGAAGAAUACUUGAAAUCUUUAUAAAAUAUAGAAAUGGAGAAUUAGUGUGAAAAUAAUAAAUCUAUGAUUUUAUAAUAAAUAACUUAAUAUCAAGAUUGA
Paramecium tetraurelia is the source of this 1020-nucleotide messenger RNA. RefSeq lists its product as uncharacterized. Lineage: Eukaryota; Ciliophora; Oligohymenophorea; Peniculida; Parameciidae. The transcript is spliced from 2 exons. The record is from RefSeq and is a predicted model, not a curated record.